GGUUUGUGAGGUUGUGAGGAUUCAAGCUAAGGUGUUCAGAACAUGUGCAAUAGAAAGUGAAAGGGGCAAGGAGGUUUUGCCGGCUUUGGGGAUUGAGUAUAUUCAAAAUAUUCAGAUUAUUGCUCUAUGCGUAACAUGGUUUCCUCCUUUAUAUGGAAUGCUGAAAAUUAAUGUUGAUGGGGCUUCUAAAGGGAAUCCUAGUAGAGCUGGGGGUGGAGUAGUG
This is a messenger RNA of Ilex paraguariensis (yerba mate), 223 nucleotides long. The record is from the annotation of a GenBank genome assembly. Lineage: Eukaryota; Viridiplantae; Streptophyta; Magnoliopsida; Aquifoliales; Aquifoliaceae.